This is a messenger RNA of Tupaia belangeri chinensis (Chinese tree shrew), 502 nucleotides long. RefSeq names its product TATA-box binding protein associated factor 10 (gene TAF10). The record is from RefSeq and is a predicted model, not a curated record. Gene Ontology annotation, molecular function: RNA polymerase II general transcription initiation factor activity; promoter-specific chromatin binding. Gene Ontology annotation, biological process: transcription initiation at RNA polymerase II promoter. Gene Ontology annotation, cellular component: transcription factor TFIID complex; SAGA complex; nucleus. Lineage: Eukaryota; Metazoa; Chordata; Mammalia; Scandentia; Tupaiidae.
CUCCGGUGACGGCAGGUGGUGCGGCGCCCCCGGAGGGGGCCAUGUCUAACGGGGUUUACGUACUGCCGAGCGCGGCCAACGGAGACGUGAAGCCCGUGGUGUCCAGCACGCCUCUGGUGGACUUCUUGAUGCAGCUGGAGGAUUACACGCCUACGAUCCCAGAUGCAGUGACUGGUUACUACCUGAACCGCGCUGGCUUUGAGGCCUCAGAUCCACGCAUAAUUCGGCUCAUCUCCCUAGCUGCCCAGAAAUUCAUCUCAGAUAUUGCCAACGAUGCCCUACAGCACUGCAAGAUGAAGGGCACGGCCUCUGGCAGCUCCAGGAGCAAAAGCAAGGACCGCAAGUAUACUCUAACCAUGGAGGACUUGACCCCUGCCCUCAGCGAGUAUGGCAUCAAUGUGAAGAAGCCACACUACUUCACCUGAGCCACCCAACCUAAAUGUUCUUGUUUGUCCCCUUGUCCCAACACCAGCCUGUUUUCGUAAUAAACUUUAUUGUGACA